Molecule: messenger RNA, 894 nt
Organism: Aplosporella prunicola CBS 121167
Lineage: Eukaryota; Fungi; Ascomycota; Dothideomycetes; Botryosphaeriales; Aplosporellaceae
Exons: 1
Coding region: 1-894 (297 amino acids)
Source: RefSeq, a predicted model, not a curated record
AUGACCAUGGCAGACAGUACGGUGGACCCCAGCAGCAGCACCAGCCCGCCCUCUCGGCCCUCAACACCAUGGCCCGCCAACAACGCCAACGAUGGUAAGCUAGCCGCCUCGCUGCAGGCCUACAAGCGCGAAAACGCAACCCUGAAACAGCAGCUGGCGCUGCUGCUGCGCGAGAAGGAGAAGGAGAAGGAGAAGGGGAAGGAGAAGAAAGAGACGUCCUCAUGCAAUAGCACCACCACCACCACCACCACCACCGAGCCAGAAUGGCCACUCCUCUCCCAACUCCAACCCGCCCUCGCUCUCCCCACCUCCAACACGUCCACAGCCCCCACCCACACAAUCCACGCCCUCUACCUCAGCACGCCCCUCUCGCGCGCCCUCCUCCCCGCCGCCGCAGAAUCCUGCUUCGCGCACUCGGAGCUGCAGGAAUCCCUGCUGCUGACCUCGCGCAUCCUGCGUUAUGCGCACGAUGAUCGCUCCCCCGGCCCCGCCGCGCAAGCACCACGCAUCGCAACCCUCCUCCUCGAAGCCGCCGUCUUCGCCGUCGCGGGGCUGCUCGCCCGCGCUUGGGGCCGCGCCAGCGAGGCGUAUGGCGCUGUGAGCGUGAGCGGGGGCGUGAGCGCGCAGCUGCGCGUCAGCGUGUCGUUCAUGCGGGCGGCGCUGCUGGGGCGCAUGCGGCGGUUUGGGCAAGCGAAAAGGGAGCUCGAUAAGUUGGUGCGGGUUUUGGGCGAGGUUGGAGCAGGAGAUGGUGCCGCUUUGGGGGGUGUGUGGGGGUUGGUUGGGGGGAUGGUGGCGGGGUGGGGGAGGGAUGGAGAUGGGGAGGAGGAAGAAGAGGAUGAGGCUGAGGCUGAAGGUGAGGAGGAGGUGGAGGUGUCGACGCAUGUCCCGUUGUAG